Messenger RNA from Motacilla alba alba, 5669 nucleotides. It is a transcript of the gene TICAM1, whose product is annotated as toll like receptor adaptor molecule 1. The transcript has 4 exons. The record is from RefSeq and is a predicted model, not a curated record. Gene Ontology annotation, biological process: TRIF-dependent toll-like receptor signaling pathway; positive regulation of canonical NF-kappaB signal transduction; response to exogenous dsRNA. The coding region runs from base 492 to 2570 and encodes 692 amino acids. Gene Ontology annotation, molecular function: protein kinase binding. NCBI's taxonomy places the organism in Eukaryota, Metazoa, Chordata, Aves, Passeriformes, Motacillidae.
UGCCUGUCCCCAGCGCUCUGGGUCACCUCCGGGGGCCAGCGGGCCAGCCUGGAGAAGGCGGGGGUGGCUCCCCCGGACGGAGCCCCCGUGCCGCGGUUCCCGAGCCCGGCUGUGCCCUGCCGGUGCCCGGUUCCCGCUCGGCCCGUGCCGCGGUUCCCGAGCCCGGCUCUGCCCUGCCGGUGCUCGGUUCCUGCUCCGCCCCGCUCUGCCCCGCCCGUGCUCCUCGGUCCGCGCCGCUUCCGCCUGGCCCGGGCACCGGCCGAAGAGUUGGAACAACGCACAGAGCGCUGGCACAGCUGCAAGCACAGAAUGGAUGCAAAAACAUUCGGGAGAGUCCAGCGCUGAGAGGCCCCAGCCCCUGGGCACCGGAGGUUUGUGUGCGACAAGGAGCGCGACCGGGGCACCCCCAGCCCCAGGGCAGACAACCCUCUGCUGGAAGAUGCUUCUCCCACCCCUGCUCCAGGCUGUGACCUGGCCCAGCGGCUGCUGAGAUGGCACAGAGCGCUGAGCUGCGGCCCAGCUUUGAGGACGUGUUCAACAUUUUGUCCCGGGCCCCAACAGAGAAACUGCUGAGCCUCAAACUCAAACUGAAGCACCUGGUACCCGGGCCCUGCAGCAAGUUACUGCAGGCUAUGGUCCUGCUUACUCUGGGGCAAGAAACAGAUGCAAGAAUUUGUCUGGAUGCCCUGAGGGAUAACCGGGCAGCCCAGUACGUCCAGCAGAUCAAACUGGGCGCUGCAGGACUGUGGCAGGACAAGGAGGAUUUGCAGCCUCCCCAGCUGGACGCGGGGGCCGUGGCGCUGCUGGCACAGGUGUACGCAGUGCUGGCACAAGAACAGCUGUGCAGUCCUGAGGCCAGGGACAAAGCCUGCCACGCCAGCAAGGACACUCAGCGGGGGACACUCAACAACAUCCCUCCCAAGGAACACGACAAGCAGGGCUCCGCAGCCAGCGGGGGCUCAGGGGACGGGUUUGGGACGCUGAGAUCCCGUGAGGACGCAGGAUUUCCCCACACAGGCAGCUCCCACUGCAGGGUGAGGAGCUCACCAGUGGAGAUCAGAGGCAACUCAGACCUUUCAGGCCCACGGACCCUGCGCUCUGUGGGGAGCUUGUCCCUGUCCAGCUGUUUGGAGAUCAGUGCAUCACCAACAGUUGCUUUUCACACCCAGCCCUCUGUCCCCGAGCGUGUCCCCUGGCCCAGCUGUGCUGGACACCCCGACGGGGACACACAGAGCCACGGCCCACAGGAAUCCAGCUGGGCCAGCACACCAGGCUCUCCCCCUGGGCAGGACACAGCUGCCCGAGGGCCCCAGCCAGAGAAGGUUCUGCAGGUCAGUCCCUGUCACCCCAGCCCUCUCCCCGUUCCCGCGACGCCGCUGCCCUCGGAGCCUGCCCAAAGCAGUGACGUGUCCAGCACGGUGACAGAGCCUCACACGCCAAGAGAAAAGCAGGAUGAAGAGCAGCAUGAAAAGCAAUUACCUGCUGAUGUCCCCGACUCAAGGGCUGCAGUGGACACUGCUCCUGCCCUCGAGUCCAUACAGGACUCCGACAUUCCAGCAGGCAUUCCCUGUAACUCUGCACCCGCUUCUACUUCAACCUGUUCCCUUCCUCCUCCUACUUAUUCCUUCUCCUCAACUCUUCCUCCUCUUCGGGAAUCUCCCUCCAGACUAUCAUACCCCCCUCCCCUGCAUCCAUGCCCCUCUCCAGCCAGGCCUCCUGCUCCCCCAGCCACGGAUCCAUCAGCGCCAGACGGUGCCAAGUUCUUCACGUUUGUUGUCCUGCACGCCAGUGAAGAUGAGGUUGUGGCCCAGCAGGUCAAGGACCUGCUGGAGAGCAUGGGGGUGUCCAACGGUGCCACGCUCAGCGAGGAUUUCUUCAUCGCCGGGCGCAGCCACAUGAUGUGCUUCCAGGAGGCCAUAGAGAACUCGGCCUUCACGAUCCUCCUGCUGACCAAGAACUUCCCCUGCAACCUGUGCCUGUACCAGACAGACACUGCUCUGAUGCAGUCCAUCCUGGACCCCUCCAAGCAAGACUCAGUCAUCCCGUUUCUACCCAAGGCCAACGCCCUGGAGCAAGACCAGAUCCCCAGGAUGCUCAGUGCGCUCGUCACCCUGAAGGAGAGCUCUCCUCUCUUCCCCAAGAAUGUGCUCAAGACCUUUAACCCCAAGAAGAUCGAGGAGAAGAAAGCCAUGUGGGAACAGAUGCAGAGAAGGAAGCGCCAGGCGCGCUGGGAACUGCACCAAGCCCAGCAGAACUUGGCUGCCCUGAGCCUGGGCUCCCCUCCCUGGGUGCCACCAGCAGCGCCACGGCCGUGGCCACCAGGGCCACCAGCCCCAGCCUGGGGUCCCCCUGGCCCCAUGGACCCCGCUCCUGCUCAGAGGGGGCCUCCCCCUUGCCAAGCACAGCUGCCCCCAGGCCACUACAGCCUCACGCCGGGCCAGGGAGGGAUGGCACCCCUGAUCAUCCAACACGCCCGCAUGGUUCAGAUCGGGAACCACAACGUGAUGCAGGUGGAAAGUGCCCCCCCUGGGCCAGGGCACCACCAGGAGCACACCAGGCACGAGGUCUGAGCCAGGGCAGCCAGGGUCAGAGACAAAAUUCAUUUCAAAUCCUGCAUUACAGUGAUUCUGCUGGGACUGGGACUGCUCUGUGCAUCAAGAGUGCCAUUUUCCUGAAGCACAAAAGAAAAUUCUUCGAUUUUUAUUGGAAAAAAAGAUGUAGUGAUCUCUUGAAACUGUUUUUCCUGGUGCUUAUUGUCAAGUAACUGAGAAAAUUAUUUUCCUGAUUGUCUGGAACUACUUGAAGAUUUUAUAAAUAAAUUUAAAUUAAUUUAUUUGUGUUCCUCUGGUUCUUUCCUGAAGAAUAGAAAAGGGAUAGUCAGGGAUGUAUGGAAAACUAUUCUGCUUGUUGGCUGGAGGGGCUGGGAGAUGGCACUGACCAAAUGAUAUGAGGGACAAUCUGCAAGGGAUGCUUUGGGAAGCUGCCUUUAAGGAAAAAGCAGAAUGAAACACCAAAACCAGUGAGGAGAAUAGUGCAGAAGGGUGGAGAAACCCAGGACGGGAGAGUGGGAGGGGUAAUUGUGCAGGAUCUGAGCAAGGGAUCUACCAGGGUGGUACCUACUGAGCUUCAACACCAGGAGGGCACCUGGAGCAAAGCCCUCGCUGCUCCUCCCACGCUCCAGGCACAGCCAUUUUCCUCAUCGUCAGCAGAGGUCACCCCAAAGCCACCGAGAGGCUGGAAACGGGGCUGUUCCCUCCCGGAGCAGAGCCCAGGGCCAGCUCAGCCUGUGCCAGGAGCGGGGCAGGGCUCCAGGCUCCUCAGGAGCCACUCCCUGCUAACGUGGAUGUCCCUGUGAGCAGCACAGGGAAGUGACCCCAUUGCAGGUAUCCCCGCAGGUCUGAGUGUGCUCCUGGCACUCCGUGGCUUCCCCUGCAGGUUCCAGGAGGAUCCAAGCCCGCCCCUGCCCGAGCUGGGCCCUGUCAGGCCUCAUUCCAGACUGCAGCCUUGGUCCAAGAGCCCCCUGAGCCCCAGGCCAAGCCCUGAGUGAGCCAGAUGUUAUUAAAUCCUUGGAGGGGGCCCUGAGCUGCCCCCUCUUGGCAUCCAGCUGUCAAAGACUGGAUUUUAACUCCGCAGGACCCAGUGACAAUGGAUUAACUCAUCCACUCCUUCCAGAGCCUGCUGGCAUCCUCCAAGUGCUGGAAUUCCUUUUAUUUUCCUGCUUUCUCUGCUCCACAGCACCAUUGGGAUGUGUUGUGUUACUGCAGCUCCCGUGCCCUGCCCUUGGUGCAGGACAGUCCCUCCCCCUGGGAGCACUCCCCCAUCCCUCCUUGCCCAGCUCCUCUCCUACUAUAAAUAAUCCUGCAAAAUUAGUCAAGGCAAGCUGCUCCAGCUUGUAAACAACCUCACACAGCCACAUCCAGCGUGCUUGGAUCUCCCACAGGAGGGAGAGCUGUGGCUGGGGUGCAGGAGGCUCUGCAGCCACCACAGGGGAGAAAAAGCUCCUCUGCAUCCAAGAAUGAACAGAAUGAUCCCUGAAACACUGCCCUGCUCCUCACAGCUCCGUGUUUUGCCCACAUGGAGCUGGCCCUACAGUCAAUCAGGCCUGCUCAGUGUAAUUACCCCUAAAUCACGCAGCGAUUUCUUCCACCCUGUAAUUACUAUCAACAUUUAAUUGCUGGGCCCUCUAUGUAAUUACGGAUUAUUUGUGUGUUUAAAAAAAGCGAAGCCUUUUCCAUCACACGGAAUAUUCUCCUCCUUGGGGCUGCUGCACCUGACUGGAUCCCCCAGCUCCCCGCCACAAGAGCCCAGCCCCAGAGCUGCUCCUGCCUGGAUUAACCCCUUCCCUCCCACCUCUCUCCCCACACCUGGAGCUCACCUGCAGCACAGCAGCAAGGUCUGGCUGGGAGAAGCACCCCAGGCUCUACAGACACUGCUGAAAUGGCAUUUUUAGCACAAAGGCACCAUCCUUCAUCAAGGCACCAAGAACUAAGGAUGGAGCUAGAAGGACGGAACAAACAUUCAAAUAUUUUAUCCACCCACCCUCCCUGGGGAAGACCAAGCAGUUUUGGGAUCCAGGGGCCUGUGUGGAAGUAACUCCAGUACCAUUAAUUCCUUUGUUUUUCCAAUCCCUGAUGGAUUUGGGGUUGGAAACCAAACUGAUGACAGCGUCCCUCCUUCUGCUUGCUGUGUCCACUGUCCCACAUGUGUAAGGCAGGUAACACCCGAGUCAACACAGAUCCUCUCACGCUGUUUGAUUUGCAUCAAAACGUAAGGCAAAACAGAAGAAGAGGUGGCAUUUCAGUGUCACUGUUACUCUUCUCCAGGGGAAGUUUUGCCAGUGCAGCACGGAUUGGUUUUUCACAGGAGCAACCAUGACACGAACCAAUCACACCUGUUUAAUUGCAAACACCCCAGAACUCCACACCCACAGCGCCCCAUCCCUGGGAAACAAACUAGAGGUUUGUUAGAGGUUUAUCAGGAAGAAGUCCAAGGCACUUGCAUUCUAGCAGCCAUUUUUUGUUUUAUUAUUUAAAGUUAAGAGCGCUCAUCAGCUCACAAAGGAACAAAUCCCAUUCCUGCAGUUUAGUUCAGGUUUCAGCCAAAAGGAAAAAAAAAAAAUAGAAGGCAGCUAAACUAACUCUGCACUUUACAGCUCAAUUCAAGUUAAACCUCCUCGCUUUAUAAAUAAAUGUUAUAGUUAACACUGCAAAAUGUACUGGCAGAUCUACAAUAUCUGGAAGGGGCAGAGAGCGUGGUUAUUGAGGCUGAUAAAUACAAGUAGAGAAGCUUCAGUAGCACAGAGAGCGAGGCUGGGGCCAGGGGUCUGCUCUCCCAGGUGGACCUUUCCCAGAGCUCCAGGCAGCUGCUUCCCCCCUCAGCUGUGCUUCCCACCCUGCUCAGGCCAGGGAAGGAGCCACAGGCUGCCCAUCACCGCCUGCACAAGGACAAACUGCUGGAAACUCUUUUGUUUUCCACCGCGGAGGGGGUCUGCUCAUGGAGGCAAAAAACCUGCCCUGAGACUACAGAGUUAAAAACAAGGUGUGUGCAGAUCCUCAUCAAAGGAAGGAGCUUGCCCAAACAGCAGCCAGGUGAGAUUUCAAAUUCCACCUUGGAAGUAGCACCAUCCUCAGUGAAGUUACAAAAAACCAAAAAAAAUUAAAAAAAAAAAA